AUGUUUACAUUAUUAAUUUCAAUGAUAAAUCGCAACUUAAUUAACAUUCCCUAUAGUAAGGAAUUAAGGGAUGAUAUGGUUGCUACAUUAAAAGAAUCAAGGAAGGAUAUUGAUUUAACCACAAAAUUACGUAUUAUGAUUAAAUCUAAAUGUCCAAUAUAUAAAUAUAUUAAUUUUAUAACUAACCAAAAUAACAUCGCCCAAAUACCCUUUCAACAGUGUAAAGCAAAUAAGAACUUAAAAAACACUCGAAACUUCCGUAUACCCAUAAAAAUUGCGCCAAUUCAAAAACCAAAAGAAAGAUCGCAUGAUGUUGCAAAAUUCUCUAUCGUACGCGAAAAAACAUGCGUGGAAGAAUUUUGUUCGCAGUUAAGUAACUUCACGAGGCCAUUAGAUGUUAUUUGCGCUGCAUUACGCUUAAAUAAAAUUUCUAUUGAUGAAGCUCGUCAGCUUGUCGAUCGCCUCGAUUAUCGCAUACCAGAACCAAUACCAUUAACAUUCAGUUUCAUCUCAAAUUCGUUGGCAAAUGGUGUGUUGGAUAAAGAAACUCAUCAGAGCUAUACAAAGAAACUUUAUCCACUUGGCAUCCCAUCGUGUACUGGAUGUGAGCCAGAAGUCAACAAAUUACUGAAUAAUAAUUACGUUGCGGUCGAACAGCGUACAUCAGCUAAUGGACGUCCUCACAUCAUUCAGCAGGUAUCUAACGAGUUGGAAGGUGUAGAAGAUACUCAUGCCGCUACAGAUGUUGAGAUUGCUUUAAAUGAAAACGUCAGACGCCACAUCUUGGAAUACGGAUGGGGUUACAUCUUAACAGCAAGCGAUACAGGUGAUGAAUUGACAGCAUGUUUUGGAAAAAACGGAAGGUUGCUAUUAAAACUCAUGAAACUAUACUACGAUCAGAUUUCAGCACCAAUUUUGGAUAUGUUGCAACAGAGAGCCAUCAACCUUGGCGUCCGCCGUUUACAAUUUAAGCCAAAUUGGUCAAAAACCCUCGAGAAAAAAUUACCUCCAACUCGUGCUCAAUACAAGAAGCCAACGAAGCAAAAUACCGACUUUUCGUACCUCGAUUACGGAAUGCCUCCUAUUGAUUACGAUAUACAGAACGUAAAUUAUUUAUCGGAAAUUAUGGAAAAGUACUACGCCAAGCGAGCUGCUGAUAAUAAGCAAGCGAUUGAUAUCGAAAUAGAGUACUGGAGGCGCUCUAUUCAGUUCGCCAUUAAAAUUUUACGUACAGAACAGAUUACAGAUGAAUUUACAGCCAAUUACGGACUUGCUGCAUUGCUUACUGCAUCUGCUAUGCUUGCAUCAAGCCUCAAGGUUGUCAGGGAGCUCGAUGAUGCUGUAGAUAAGAGCAGAAAGAUUCCGAUCGAAAUCGGAUUGACCGACCAUUCAAUGGGUGGCCAUGACAGGGUUUUUGAUAUGGCCAUUGACAUAAUUACCAACAAAAAGAAGAAAAAGAAGGACGAAUUACAAGAAAUGGCCGGAUGUUUCAAAACCGUCGACAUCAAUGGCUGUCUUCACCUCAUCCACAUAAUAACCCUUACAAUCAAAACAAUGAAAUAUCAUGCAGCAAACAGCAACUCCGAAUCUCCGAUCGCAAGGAUUUACAUCGGAAACGGAAGACUCAACAUGGCUCCCCUCUACGGACCUAUUGGUUCAGUUGCUAUUAAUUUAGAAAUAUUCAGACCAAAGGAGAGUUUCAUUUAA
This is a messenger RNA of Trichomonas vaginalis G3, 1707 nucleotides long. Its product is annotated as zinc ion binding. The coding region runs from base 1 to 1707 and encodes 568 amino acids. The transcript has a single exon. NCBI's taxonomy places the organism in Eukaryota, Parabasalia, Trichomonadida, Trichomonadidae. The record is from RefSeq and is a predicted model, not a curated record.